This is a messenger RNA of Aureobasidium vineae, 426 nucleotides long. Lineage: Eukaryota; Fungi; Ascomycota; Dothideomycetes; Dothideales; Saccotheciaceae. The record is from the annotation of a GenBank genome assembly.
AUGGCCACCGCGUUGCAACAGCAGUUGGCGCAAAUCGCCAAAAAGUCGACCGACCAACUCGAUCUCAAAGCGCAGCGCGCACAGCACAGCAAGUCGUUGCUGUUCGACGCCCGAGUCGCCGCCAACCAGACCUUUGAGACCAUCUACCAAAUAUGCGCCGAAGCCUUCCAGGAGUUAUGCAUGCUCGACGCCCGCUUUGCGCCCUUUGCCGCCAAUCUUUUCAGCGAACAGUCAAAGUCUGAGGAGCGCAUCAACCUGACCAAGAAGGAGAAUGAGGACCUGGACCAGAUCAUCGACAGCUUCUUGGGCCUCGUCAGCUCUAGGCUGCUGCUACGGCCGGGUCUCAAGGCCGUCGAGUGGCUGGUCCGCCGUUUCCGGUAUUCCUACAGCACCUCUGACCCUAUACGCUACCAAACACAAUGCUAA